GCGAAAUAUUAUAUAGGGAUCCAGGAAGAGGAUGUGUUUGCUAAUUUACACAUGCUACAAUCCUAGUCUCUCUUUUUAUCUCAGUGUUAUUAUUUAUUGUAUCACACAUUUAACAUGGGAUCGAUGUUAACCGAUACGGUCCAGCAGUACAGGAGAAAAAUAAUUGUGAUCACAAUUUAAACUCGGUUUUGUCUCUAACUGGCUGCCAUUCUGAUCCGACAUGUUGGUGACCGCAUAUUUUGCCAUAAUUGUCCUGCUGGCUCUGUGUGUUGGCCUGGAGUUCACAGCCCGCCGCCUCACCCCCCCUCAGUCCACCCCCACUGCUGUGGCCAACCCGGCUUUCCGUCGUUUCCAGAGUAUAUUUCUACGGGCAUACCUCCUGGCCCUGUGGGCAGACUGGCUCCAGGGUCCCUACCUCUACAAACUCUACCGUCAUUACAGCUUCUUGGAAUCUCAAAUAGCUAUUUUAUAUGUGUGCGGACUGGCCUCCUGUGUCCUCUUUGCUCCUUUUUCAGGCUGGCUCCCUCAAGCUCUGGGCCGCAGACUGACAUGUCUGCUCUUCUGUGUGUCCUACUCCGCCUGCUGUCUCACCAAGCUGUCCAGGGACUACUUUGUUUUAAUUGUGGGUCGCAUCCUUGGGGGGCUGUCCACAUCCCUGCUUGCCACCACCUUUGAAUCCUGGUAUGUGCACAGACAUGUAGAGGUCCACGACUUUCCUAAAGAAUGGAUCCCCAGCACCUUUAAUAAAGUUGCCACCUGGAACCAUGGCCUGGCCGUGGGUGCGGGGCUUGUGGCUAACUUGCUGGCUGAGUGGCUGCACCUUGGACCAGUAGCUCCCUUCCUGCUGGCUGUACCCUGCUUGGGCUGCUGCGGUUGGGUGGUACUAACAGACUGGGGUAAGGAGGAAGCGGAAGGAGGUGAAGGAGAGAAACAAACAAUGAUACAUGGCUCUGCAAAUGGAGGUGUUGCUCGUUUGUCUGCUAAAGAGCGAUUCUCACGCAGCUGCCAUGACGGACUGCGCUGCUUGCUGUCGGACAAGAGGGUCCUGCUCUUAGGUGGAGUGCAGGCGCUGUUUGAAAGUGUCCUCUACAUAUUUGUUUUUUUGUGGACUCCGGUUCUUGACCCUCAUGGUCCCCCUCUAGGAAUCGUCUUCUCCUGCCUCAUGGCUGCCAGUAUGGUCGGCUCUCUGCUGUACCGCUUAGCCACUUCAACUCGUUAUCAUCUGCAGCCUGGUCAGGUGCUCUGCCUUGCCAUCCUGAUGGCCUUCUUCUCAUUUUUCAUGCUAACCUUUUCUACCGUGCCAGGGCAGCCGAGGCCUCAUGAUUCCUUCCUAGCCUUCCUGCUGCUGGAGCUGGCUGGUGGACUUUACUUCCCUGCAGUCAGCUUCCUACAGCGAAGAGUAAUCCCAGAGGAGAAACGGGCCGGUGUCCUGGCCUGGUUCCGACUACCGCUGCAUCUGCUUGCCUGCCUAGGACUGCUGGCACUCCACGGGGAAGUCUCUGGGACAGGAGGUGGAGAGGGCGGCGGUGGCACCAGACACAUGUUCGGAGGCUGCGCCGCCAUGAUGCUGGCAGCUCUGAUGGCUGUCAUCAGUCUUUUCACCCUGAGCAGGAAUGACUCAGACCUCAGACUGGAGGGAUGCAGAGGGGAGGGGGAGAUGGAGUGAAGCUGCAGAUCCAUUAAAGAAAUAACUGAUAAAAUAUUUUAUCUCUGUCGGACUUGACUGGAAUAAACUUGUGUUUAUAUUUGCCAAUAAAAGAUAUCAACAAGGAUGUUCAGUAAAUUUAAGCUUAGGUUUUUGUCUUUGCUUGUUAUUACUUUUUGGGUUAUGAAGCUUUAAUGCAUCCUGUUGUACAGGGUUUGAGUGUUUCUACAACAAAUUUCAGAUCAGUUAUACGUAGCUCCAUAUGUCCAUCUUUAUGAAGCAAACAGUUUUAAAUAAAGGUCAGAGCCUUCAUUAUGGUCAGCAACAUAAAAGCUUUACAAAAAAAAAAAA
This is a messenger RNA of Cyprinodon tularosa, 1996 nucleotides long. RefSeq names its product major facilitator superfamily domain containing 5 (gene slc61a1). Gene Ontology annotation, cellular component: membrane. The transcript has 2 exons. Lineage: Eukaryota; Metazoa; Chordata; Actinopteri; Cyprinodontiformes; Cyprinodontidae. The record is from RefSeq and is a predicted model, not a curated record. The coding region runs from base 221 to 1666 and encodes 481 amino acids. Gene Ontology annotation, molecular function: molybdate ion transmembrane transporter activity. Gene Ontology annotation, biological process: molybdate ion transport.